CGCUGAUCCUGGUCAUCGCAUGAGGGAAAACGAAGAGAAGAAAGACGAAAAGAGAAAGAAAAGGUGGGAGUAAUGUAAUGUAAGUAAAUAAAGAUCAGAGAAAGAACAGAACAAGUAGAAGUGGGAGCUUUCAAGAGAGGCAGGAUCCAAUCCAAUUUUAGAUCUCAUACAAAAAUCUUCAUCAAUCAGAUCCUAAUUUUCGAUAUAUAUAUUUUUUUCGUUGUUGUUUUGAGGUUGAAGCAGUAAUAAUUUUUCUGGGAUUUUGCUCCAACGUUUUAUGGCAUCUCCUGGGUAUCCAAAUCAACAGACACAGCAUCAGCACCAUCAGCAGCAAACAGGUCUAUUUGAUUUGCAAAAUCUCCUUAAGCCAUCAUCUAAUUCUAAUCCUUCUCCCUUUCCUUCAAAUCCCCCAAUCCUAAACUCUUCUCCUUCAUUUCCUUCACCUUCUUCUUCGUCUCCUCCUCAACCUUCUUCUUCUUCUUCUUCUUAUCCUCCACCCACUGGCAUAUUCUCGUAUCGUCCUCACUAUCUUCCUUACCAAACCCAGCAGCAGCAGUCCCGAGAACAUCCUCGUAUUCUUCCUCAUCUUCCCCUAAUGCAUGUUCCACUGAGACCCAUGUUUCAAUCACCUUCUCCUUCAUCAUCCCCGCUAAUUCCUUCAUCUCCGAAUCCUAAUAGUAACUCUAGUGGGGUCCGGUUGAUGGCUCUCUUGGGCUCCCAAAACCCUUCUUCUUCUUCAUCUCCUAAUAAUCCUGAACCCACUCAAUCCUCUGUUCCUACAGUUUCUGAAUUUGCAAUGCCUGCAAAUCCCUCAGUCUUACCUUCCGGCCCAUCGGCUCCAACGAGGAUGCUCAGCAGCAAACUUCCUAAAGGACGUCAUUUGAUAGGAGACAAUGUUGUCUACGACAUCGAUGUUCGGUUGCCAGGAGAGGUUCAGCCCCAGCUUGAGGUCACUCCUAUCACUAAGUAUGGCUCUGAUCCUGGGCUUGUGCUUGGCCGUCAAAUUGCAGUGAAUAGAUCUUAUAUAUGCUAUGGACUGAAACUUGGUGCAAUCCGGGUCCUUAAUAUUAAUACUGCAUUAAGAUAUUUGCUUCGGGGUCACACCCAGAGAGUAACAGAUAUGGCUUUCUUUGCUGAGGACCUUCACCUGCUGGCCAGUGCUAGUACUGAUGGGAGAAUUUUCGUAUGGAAGAUCAAUGAGGGCCCUGAUGAGGAAGACAAACCUCAAAUUACUGGAAAAGUUAUCAUAGCUCUUCAAAUAUUAGGAGUUGGUGAAUCAGUUCAUCCACGACUGUGUUGGCAUCCCCACAAACAAGAGAUUCUAAUGGUUGCUAUUGGAAACCGCAUCCUUAAAAUUGAUACCAUGAAAGUUGGAAAAGGUGAAACUUUUUCAGCAGAGGAGCCUGUUAAAUUCAUUGAUAAGUUGAUUGAUGGGGUGCAACUUGUUGGUAGACAUGACGGUGAUGUCACUGAGUUAUCAAUGUGCCAAUGGAUGAAAAGUCGGUUAGCUUCAGCAUCAACUGAUGGCACGGUAAAAAUAUGGGAAGAACGCAAGGCAUCUCCACUUGCUGUUUUAAGGCCUCAUGAUGGCAAUCCUGUUAAUUCUGUGACAUUGACUGCUCCUCACCGCCCUGAUCACAUUGUCCUUAUCACUGCGGGGCCACUGAAUCGUGAAGUGAAGAUAUGGGUCUCUGACAAUGAGGAGGGCUGGUUAUUGCCCAGUGACUCUGAGUCAUGGAACUGUAUCCAGACGUUGGAUAUAAAAAGUUCUUCUGAAGCCAAUCCUGCUGAUGCUUUCUUUAAUCAAGUUUUAGCAUUAAACCGUGCCAGUCUAUUUCUGCUUGCAAAUUCCAAAAAAAAUACAAUAUAUGCUGUGCACAUUGAAUAUGGACCUAAUCCAACUGCUACUCGCAUGGAUUACAUUGCUGAGUUCACAGUCACAAUGCCCAUAUUAAGUCUUACUGGAACUAGUGAUUGUUUACCAGAUGGAGAACAUAUUGUACAGAUUUAUUGCGUCCAGACACAAGCUAUUCAACAGUAUGCACUUAAUUUGUCUCAAUGUUUACCUCCACCCUUGGACGACAUUGAACUCGAGAAAACAGCACCCAAUAGAUCUCGUGCCUUUGAUGGAUCUACUACUAUGGAAGCUGGAAACAUGCCUCAAGUUCAUUCUAGCAAUUCUGAAGCUGGCCCCAUUUACAGUCUUCCUGUCAGUUUGUCUUCUUCUGAUAUUUCUGGUUUGCCUGAGGGUUCUGCUUCAGGCACAGAAACAAAGCCACAUGAUGUGCCUUCUCAUAAUGGUGUUGAACAUAUCCACACUGCCUCACCUCCUCUUCCUUUGAGUCCAAGAUUGUCGCGGAAGUUAUCUGAUUUCAAAAACCCAUCAAAUAAUAUAGAGACUACUUCAUCAAGUGCUGAUCACAGCAGUGAGCAGACAUACCUUGAUUGUUCAGUUGAACAUAGAAUGGAGUCUGAAAACAACAGUAUGCGUGAUGUGCCUGCAUCAGUUGACAGUUUAAGGAAGCAUGAUAAACAAAAUGAAGCUUCUUUGGCUUCCAAUCUUUCUACAAUGUUCAAACACCCAACCCAUUUGGUAACCCCCUCUGAGAUAUUCUCUAGAGCUGCUUUAUCUUCAGAGAAUUCUCAUACUUCUCAAGGUAUCAAUGUACCUGAAGCACAGGUUCAAGAUGUAGUUGCUCAUAGUGAUGCAGUAAAUGCUGAGUUAGAGGUCAAGGUUGUAGGUGAGACAAGUUCUAAUCAAGAAAAAAUUGAGUCUGAUAGAGAGAGAGAUAUUCACACUACUGUUGCUGAGAAAGAAGAGAAGUUGUUCUAUUCUCAGGCUUCUGACCUGGGCAUUCAAAUGGCCAGAGAAACUUGUAGCAUUGAGGGAGUUCGCCAGGCUGAUUACACAAAUAAUAUGGAUGCACCUGAUCAAACUUGUAACCCUUCUAAGGAAGAAAGUCAAGAUAUGAGUAAGGUUGUAACUGCCAGCCUCAGUGAAUCAGAAACCACUGUUGCUGCUUCUCAAUCUCCGGCACCAUCUGUGAAAGGUAAAAAACAAAAAGGCAAAAAUUCUCAAGUAUCUGGUUCAUCUUCCACCUCUCCUACUCCCUUUAACUCAAUGGCCUCAUCAAACUAUCAAGGUGGCAAUUCAGAAGGCUCUAACAUGGAAGCUGUUUUGCCCCAGUUAUCAACUAUACAGGAGAUGCUAGGCCAGUUAGUAAGCAUGCAAAAACAGAUGAAUGUGAUGGUUUCUGUUCCAGUUACCAAGGAAGGCAAAAGGUUAGAAGGAUCCUUGGGCAAGCACUUGGAGAAAGUAGUCAAGACUAACUCUGAGGCCUUAUGGACUCGAUUACUAGAAGAAAAUGCAAAGCAAGAGAAGUUAGAGCAGGACCGUGCUCAGCAAAUAACGAAUUUUAUCUCCAAUUACGUAAACAAGGAUUUAUCCACUCAGUUGGAGAAAAUUAUUAAGAAGGAAAUAUCUUCAAUUGGAACAACUGUUGCUCGUUCAAUUAGUCAAAUCAUAGAGAAAACAAUAUCAUCAACCGUCACAGAGUCAUUCCAGAAGGGAGUGGGAGACAAGGCACUGAACCAACUGGAAAAAUCUGUAAGUUCAAAACUUGAAGCUAUAGUAGCUAGGCAGAUACAAGCACAGUUUCAAACUUCUGGCAAGCAAGCUCUUCAGGAAGCACUCAAGACUAGUCUGGAAGCUUCGAUGAUUCCUGCAUUUGAGAUGUCAUGCAAAGCUAUGUUUGAGCAAAUUGAUGUGGCAUUUCAGAAUGGACUUAUGAAGCACACAACUGCUAUUCAACAGCAGUAUGAUUCUACUCAUUCUCCCUUAGUCAUGACUUUAAGGGAUACGAUCAAUUCAGCAUCUUCAAUCACUCAAACCUUGAGUGGACAAUUGGCUGAUGGCUUACAUAAACUAUCAGAAAUUGCAGCUGCCUCCAAAGUGGCAGAUCCCUCAUUAACGCAAAUCAGCAAUGGUUUGCAUGAGAUUGCUGAGGAUCCGACCAAAGAACUAUCAAGGUUGAUAAGUGAGAGAAAAUUUGAGGAAGCAUUCACUGGCGCUCUUCUUAAAAGUGAUGUUUCAAUUGUUUCUUGGUUGUGCUCUCAGGUUGAUUUGGCUGGUAUAUUGUCGAUGGUGCCACUGCCAUUAAGCCAAGGAGUUCUUCUGUCUCUUCUCCAGCAACUAUCAUGCGACCUCAAUGCAGAGUCACCCAGAAAAUUGGCUUGGAUGACUGACGUGGCUGCUGCCAUAAACCCGGCAGAUCCAACAAUUGUGGUGCAUGUGAGGCCAAUAUUGGAGCAAGUGUAUCGGACUCUGGGCCAUCAUCAGGCGUUACCAACUACUCCCUCAUCAGAAGCACGCACAAUUCGCUUGCUUAUGCAUGUCAUCAACUCUGUGUUAUUGAGCUGUAAAUGAACUUCACUCUGUAUUUUACAAUCUGUGCAGAAAAUUGAAGCCUCAACUUUGGUUUGUAUAGAAAUCUAGAUAGUUCAGUGGACGAGAUAAACAAUUUAUGUAGCAAGCUGUCUUGAACAAUUGAUUAUUUGUGUGAAAUAGCUUCAUUUCUGUGUGUUGUACAUUACAUCUGAUAUAUAGUACAUUAGUCCUCAUCAAAUUGGAUA
Molecule: messenger RNA, 4632 nt
Organism: Prosopis cineraria
Lineage: Eukaryota; Viridiplantae; Streptophyta; Magnoliopsida; Fabales; Fabaceae
Product: enhancer of mRNA-decapping protein 4-like
Biological process (GO): deadenylation-independent decapping of nuclear-transcribed mRNA
Cellular component (GO): P-body
Molecular function (GO): protein binding
Source: RefSeq, a predicted model, not a curated record